Messenger RNA from Triticum turgidum subsp. durum (durum wheat), 582 nucleotides. The record is from the annotation of a GenBank genome assembly. NCBI's taxonomy places the organism in Eukaryota, Viridiplantae, Streptophyta, Magnoliopsida, Poales, Poaceae.
AUGGCGACGACCCGCUCGCUCCUCCUCUGCGCCGCCGUCCUCCUCGCCGCCCUCUCCUGCACCUUCGCCGCCGACGCGCCCUUCCUCGUCGCGCACAAGAAGGUGGCCCUCUCCCGCCCCAAGCCCGGCGUCGAGCGCCUCGCCGUCUCCCUCGACCUCUACAACCAGGGAUCCGCAACUGCAUAUGAUGUGGCCAUUAAUGAUGACUCGUGGCCAAAGGAAGCAUUUGAACUUGUCUCUGGAGAGGUCUCAAAGACUUUGGAAAGGCUUGAACCUGGUGCCACUGCUUCGCACGCGUUUGUAUUGGAGAGCAAAACACAGGGCAGGUUCCAAGCUUCACCUGCUGUUAUCAAGUACCGUGUUGCCACAAAGGCUGCACUUCAGGAGGCCUACUCAACUCCCAUCCUCCCCCUGGACAUUCUUGCUGAAAGACCUCCAGUGAAGAAGUUUGAAUGGGCUAAGAAACUUGUUGCGAAGUAUGGAGCACUGGUGUCCGUUGUUUCCUUCGUUCUGGGGUUCAUCUACCUGGUCGCGAGCCCAUCGAAAUCUGCCGGCUCAAAGUCUGGCAAGAAGAGGCGCUGA